CUGUAGCUGUUCUUUCCUGACAAGUAACAGAGCUUCUGCGGUACAGCAAACUGCCUCUUCAACUAAUGCUGCCUGUUGAACCUGCCUGACAGAGAGAAAGUAACAGCUUUGCUACUCCCAUACACUUUUUCUUUCUUCAAAAGACUUUCUGGGUUACUGCUGUUACCAACUUGGCGCUCUCGUUGUUGUUUUUGUUGCUGAUUCACCGGGAGGAUUCUGUUCAUUUCCAUUUUCCUUCUUUUGAAUUAAUUAAAUGUGCGAGUAAAACAAAAAGGAAAGAAAGCAAGAAAAGAGAAGGCGACAGUUUUUUACAACACCUGUUCAACCGAUCUCCUAAACCACGAAAACAAGACGGUCUGAAAAAAAAGUGGUCUUGAAGAAGUUGGGCUAGACGGAGCGUGCGAGGAUGGGGAAGCAGAACAGUAAACUGCGCCCUGAGGUGCUGCAUGACCUGCGGGAGAACACUGAGUUCACAGACCACGAGCUCCAGGAGUGGUACAAAGGCUUCCUCAAAGACUGCCCAACUGGACACCUGACUGUUGAAGAGUUCAAGAAAAUCUACGCAAACUUCUUCCCUUAUGGAGAUGCGUCCAAGUUUGCAGAGCAUGUGUUCCGCACCUUUGACACCAACGGAGAUGGGACUAUAGACUUCAGGGAGUUCAUCAUUGCACUCAGCGUCACGUCUCGGGGGAAACUGGAGCAGAAGCUGAAGUGGGCGUUCAGCAUGUAUGACCUUGACGGGAACGGGUACAUUAGUCGGGGAGAAAUGCUUGAAAUAGUACAGGCGAUUUACAAAAUGGUGUCCUCUGUAAUGAAGAUGCCAGAGGACGAGUCCACUCCAGAGAAGCGCACAGACAAGAUCUUUCAACAAAUGGACGCAAACAAUGAUGGAAAACUUUCUCUUGAGGAGUUUAUUAAAGGUGCUAAGAGCGACCCUUCCAUUGUGCGUUUGUUACAGUGCGACCCCAGCUGUGCAAGUCAAUUCUGAUUGGACAUCUCACCUAUCUGGACACUUUCCACUGAACCACUGGCUUUGCUUGCAAAUGGAUGCCUUUUAAAUCAUUCCUAGGUCAUUGGUGGACACAAAUUCAUUGCCACAUUCAGUCCUGUUUCUUUUUUCUUUAUUUUUUUGUGUAUCAAAGUGGAAGCAGCAUUGUGCUUGACUUAUGCAACAGUUUUAUAUGAUUAUUAUUAUUAUUAUUAUUAUUAUUAUUAUUAUUAAACCCACAGGUAUCAAUAACUGUUCUGUAUGUCAACUUCUUUUAAGUUAACUUAUGUUUACAACCAGCUAUAAAGAGCUUAUUUCUAACAAUAAAUAGCAGAUGUAGGUGAGACUGUCCAUUCUGAGUUGCAGUUUUAAAAGACAAGAAGCACCUACUGGAGAAGGAUGCACCUGUUUGGCAAAUUCCAACUGAAUGUAGUUAAGAUGUGAAAAGAUGCAUUGAAUUUGUUUGAUUGCUUUUCUUUAGCAGUCUUGCUUGUAGGUAUGUAAAUGUACGUUUCUGAAUUUUGUUGCUUAUAUUGUGAAGUAAACUUAUGGGAGCACUAUGUAUUGAAUGCAUUUGUAUUUGUUAAGGUCAAUUUAAAAUUAUAUAUAUAUAUAUAUAUAUAUAUGUUUUGUUUCCAGUGCAGAUUGAUUGCAAAUGCCAUUCUUAUUUGUAAUGCUUAAUCACUAGUGACUUUGCAUGACCAUAGUUUUGUGGAUAUAUUUGUAUUGAUUUUAGUAAAUAAAAAAAAUGGAAGUUAUUAUUAUUUUUGUUUUUUAAUAUAUAAUUAACAUUAAUAUUGUUAUUUUAUUCUUCAUGAUCCUGACCAAAAAGGGUCAGGGUUAAUGUAUAUGUUUUAGUGAAACGUGACCUUUUCAUUGGCACAGAAUACAACCAAUUACUGGAAGACAGCAUUUGUUGUAUCCUUUUGCAAAAUCUCUACAUAGAUUAUUGUCCAUAUG
Molecule: messenger RNA, 1948 nt
Organism: Polyodon spathula (Mississippi paddlefish)
Lineage: Eukaryota; Metazoa; Chordata; Actinopteri; Acipenseriformes; Polyodontidae
Product: hippocalcin-like protein 1
Exons: 4
Coding region: 407-988 (193 amino acids)
Molecular function (GO): calcium ion binding
Source: RefSeq, a predicted model, not a curated record